UCCGGUUGCCGACAUGGAAACGUGAGAGUGGUGAAAUUAAGUCUGAGAAUUAAAGUCGUGUUUUACUUCUUAGUGGACGAAGCCAUGGAGGUCUUCGGCGAGGAGUUUGGGGCCAUGACGCCGCAGCAGCUGGCCGCCCCUGUCAAUACAGUUGAGGAAAAAUGGAAACUUCUGCCAGCCUUCCUGAAGGUGAAAGGGCUUGUGAAGCAGCACAUUGACUCCUUCAAUUACUUCAUCAACGUGGAGAUAAAGAAGAUCAUGAAAGCCAAUGAGAAGAUCACCAGUGAUGCUGAUCCAAUGUGGUAUCUUAAGUACCUCAAUAUCUAUGUGGGCAUGCCCGAUGUGGAGGAGAGCUUCAAUGUGACGAGACCCGUCUCCCCACAUGAGUGUCGCCUGAGGGACAUGACCUACUCGGCACCCAUCACCGUGGACAUCGAGUACACGCGAGGCAGCCAGAGAAUCAUCCGGAACGCCCUGCCCAUCGGCAGAAUGCCCAUCAUGCUGCGCAGCUCCAACUGCGUUCUGACGGGAAAGACGCCGGUCGAGUUCUCCAAGCUGAACGAGUGCCCGCUGGACCCAGGAGGCUACUUCAUCGUCAAGGGCCAGGAGAAGGUCAUUCUGAUCCAGGAGCAGCUGUCCAAGAACCGCAUCAUUGUGGAGCAGGACAGGAAGGGCGCGGUCGGGGCGUCUGUGACCAGCUCCACCCACGAGAAGAAAAGCAGAACCAACAUGAUCGUGAAGCAGGGCAGGUUCUACCUCAGACACAACACCCUGUCUGAGGAUGCCCCCAUCGCCAUCAUCUUCAAGGCGAUGGGCGUGGAGAGUGACCAGGAGAUUGUGCAGAUGAUCGGCACUGAGGAGCACGUCAUGGCCGCCUUCGCCCCCAGCCUGGAGGAGUGUCAGAAGGCCCAGAUCUUCACCCAGACGCAGGCUCUGAAAUACAUCGGAAAUAAAGUCCGUCGCCAGCGCAUGUGGGGAGGGCCCAAGAAAACCAAAAUGGAGGAGGCCAGAGAGCUGCUCGCCUCCACCAUCCUCACCCACGUGCCUGUGAAGGAGUUUAACUUCAGGGCCAAGUGCAUUUACCUGGCUGUGAUGGUGCGCAGAGUGAUCUUAGCCCAAGGGGACAACAAGGUGGACGACAGGGAUUACUACGGCAACAAGCGUCUGGAACUGGCUGGACAGCUCCUGUCUCUCCUGUUUGAGGACCUUUUCAAGAAGUUCAACUCGGAGCUGAAGAAGAUCGCCGACCAGAUCAUCCCCAAGCAGCGCGCGGCGCAGUUCGACGUGGUCAAACACAUGCGGCAGGACCAGAUCACCAACGGCAUGGUCAACGCCAUCUCCACCGGGAACUGGUCUCUGAAGCGCUUUAAGAUGGACCGACAGGGCGUGACGCAGGUGCUGUCCCGGCUCUCCUAUAUCUCUGCCCUGGGCAUGAUGACGCGCAUCUCCUCCCAGUUUGAGAAGACCAGGAAGGUCAGCGGCCCCCGAUCCCUGCAGCCCUCGCAGUGGGGCAUGCUGUGCCCCUCUGACACACCUGAGGGAGAGGCCUGUGGGCUGGUGAAGAACCUGGCUCUAAUGACCCACAUCACCACUGACAUGGAGGACGGGCCCAUCAUCAAGCUGGCCUUCAACCUGGGGGUGGAGGACGUCAACCUGCUCUGUGGAGAGGAGCUGUCCUACCCCAGCGUCUUCCUGGUCUUCCUCAACGGUAAUAUUCUGGGGGUGAUCAGGGAUCAUCAGAAGCUGGUUCAUACCUUCCGGCUGAUGAGGCGUGCCGGCUUCAUUAACGAGUUUGUUUCCAUCUCCACCAACCUGGCGGACCGCUGCGUAUACAUCUCCUCCGACGGGGGCCGGCUCUGCAGGCCCUACAUCAUUGUGAAGAAAGGCCAGCCUGCAGUCCGAAACAAGCACAUAGAGGAGCUCUCUCAGGGCUACAGAAAUUUUGAAGACUUUCUCCAUGAAAGCUUGGUGGAGUACCUGGACGUCAAUGAGGAGAAUGACUGCAACAUCGCCCUGUAUGAGCACAUGAUUACCAAGGACACCUCUCACUUGGAAAUCGAACCCUUCACUCUUCUGGGGGUGUGUGCCGGCCUCAUCCCUUACCCCCACCAUAACCAGUCCCCCAGAAACACCUACCAGUGUGCUAUGGGCAAGCAGGCCAUGGGGACGAUUGGGUACAACCAGAGGAACCGGAUAGACACGCUGAUGUACCUGCUGGCGUAUCCGCAGAAGCCCAUGGUGAAGACCAAGACCAUCGAGCUGAUCGAUUUCGAGAAGCUGCCGGCGGGUCAGAACGCCACCGUGGCGGUCAUGAGCUACAGCGGCUACGAUAUCGAGGAUGCACUGGUGCUCAACAAGGCCUCGCUGGACAGGGGGUUCGGGAGGUGUCUGGUCUAUAAGAAUGCUAAAUGCACCCUGAAGCGCUACACCAACCAGACCUUCGACAAGGUGAUGGGGCCCAUGCUGGACGCCGCCACCCGGAAGCCCAUCUGGCGACACAACAUCCUGGACGCUGACGGGAUAUGCUCCCCCGGGGAGAAGGUGGAGAACAAGCAGGUCCUGGUGAACAAGUCCAUGCCCACCGUCACCCAGACGCCCCUCGAGGGCAGUGCCCAGCCAGGCCAGCCGCAGUACCGGGAUGUGCCCAUCACGUACAAAGGCUCGACGGACUCGUACAUAGAGAAGGUGAUGAUCUCAUCCAAUGCGGACGACGCCUUCCUCAUCAAGAUCCUGCUGCGUCAGACCAGGCGGCCGGAGAUCGGAGACAAGUUCAGCAGCCGCCACGGCCAGAAAGGUGUGUGUGGAUUAAUCGUCCCACAGGAGGACAUGCCCUUCUGUGACUCCGGCAUCUGCCCCGACAUCAUCAUGAACCCGCACGGCUACCCCUCCCGAAUGACGGUAGGGAAGCUGAUAGAGCUCCUGGCAGGUAAGGCGGGGGUUCUGGAUGGGCGUUUCCACUACGGCACAGCCUUUGGGGGCAGUAAGGUGAAGGACGUGUGUGAGGACCUGAUUCGCUAUGGGUACAACUACCAGGGGAAGGACUACGUCACCUCCGGCAUCACGGGAGAGCCACUGGAGGCCUACAUUUACUUCGGUCCAGUUUACUACCAGAAGCUGAAGCACAUGGUUCUGGAUAAGAUGCACGCCAGGGCCCGGGGGCCCAGAGCUGUCCUCACCAGGCAGCCCACAGAGGGGCGCUCCAGAGACGGCGGGCUGAGGCUGGGGGAGAUGGAGCGGGACUGUCUGAUUGGCUACGGGGCCAGCAUGCUGCUGCUGGAGAGGCUCAUGAUCUCCAGCGACGCCUUCGAGGUGGACGUGUGCGGCCAGUGUGGCCUGCUGGGGUACUCCGGCUGGUGCCAUUACUGCAAGUCGUCCUGCCAGGUGUCGUCCCUGCGCAUCCCCUACGCCUGCAAGCUGCUCUUCCAGGAGCUGCAGUCCAUGAACAUCGUCCCGCGCCUCAAACUGUCCCGCUACAACGAGUGACAGAGAGAGAGCAGGGCGGCCUGCACAGCUGCACGGGGUGUGUCCUCUCAGCAUGACUCUGAUCAACUGCCUUUUUUGGGGCAAGUUGAUUCUGUUGAUCAGACUCGUUAGGAUUCUUUUGAAUAUGGAGAGAAAGCUGGCCAGCACUGGGCCAGCAGGGCCAGGAAACUGUGGAAUGUGUUAUAUCCCCUGUGCAGGGAUGAGUUGGGCGUGGCUCAGCUGAGGGAUGUGGUAUGCCCACAUUAAGAUGCAGAAGAUGCAUCAGCUCACUGGAGUGGGAAUAACCUCUCACCCUCAUGGACUUUAUUAUUUAAUGGGGUUCCGGGUCAGACCUGAGUGUUUUUUGUUUGCAUUUUCAAUAAUGUUAAUAUCACUUCUGACAUGCAAAACAACAGGUGAGUUUUUGUUGUGAAUCUAUGUCCUCAGUAAAUAUGAAAUAUAAUUUACUGAUUAUGGAUGUUCACUUAUAACUCAUGUUAUGUCUGUCAUGUGUCAGCAGUGAGUUUCUGUUGUUCUAUACUGUUCCUGGAGGUUGAAUAAAGAGAAA
Molecule: messenger RNA, 4030 nt
Organism: Megalops cyprinoides (Indo-Pacific tarpon)
Lineage: Eukaryota; Metazoa; Chordata; Actinopteri; Elopiformes; Megalopidae
Gene: polr3b
Product: polymerase (RNA) III (DNA directed) polypeptide B
Exons: 28
Coding region: 85-3483 (1132 amino acids)
Biological process (GO): DNA-templated transcription
Cellular component (GO): RNA polymerase III complex
Molecular function (GO): ribonucleoside binding; DNA binding; DNA-directed RNA polymerase activity
Source: RefSeq, a predicted model, not a curated record